GAGAGAGGACUUCUCCCUCACUGAGAAGAAGAGGAGGAGGAGGAGGAGGAGGAGCUGCUGCAGUUUCAGGAUGGAGCGAGCUCACAGCCUCCUGCUGAACGAGGAGGUGUGCAAUCAGCUGGGUGAACAUCAGAGGGCGGAGUUUAUCUUCGAGUGGCUGAACCACCUGAAGAAACUCCUCCCAUCCACAGACAGGGUCGACAUCAAACACAACCAGCGGCGCCUGGUCGACCAGCUGUCGACCGUUCUGAUUGGCUCCCCCGGCCCUCCGACCCGCUGGCUGCUGGCCCACUGCUUGGCUCUGCUCUACCGCCUGGGAGACCCGGUACCUUCCAGUUUAUUGGUGGAGAGGUGCAAUGACAUCAUCCGCAGCAAAGACGACUCUCCGUCAGGCCUCCCCACCCGGCUGGCAGCCGUCGCGUGUCUCGGCGCUCUGUACGAGCAGCUCGGCCGGAUGCUCGGCGGCUCCUUCAGAGACACUCUGACCAACCUGCUGAAGGCCAUGAAGAGCGCGGAGUCUCAGGGUCGCUAUGAGAUCAUGUUGAGUGUGGAGAAGAUCCUGCGAGGUUUAGGCGUCAGCGCUGUGCCGUGUCACCGUGACGUCUACAAGGCGGCGAGGACCUGUCUGACGGACCGAUCCAUGGCUGUGCGCUGCGCCGCCACUAAGUGUUUGCUGGAGCUGCAGAGGGAGGCGGUGUUCCUGUGGACCAGCGAGCUGGAGAACGUGGCCACUCUGUGCUUCAGAGCCUUCGAAGGAUCCAACUACAACGUCCGAGUGUCUGUGGCCAAACUGCUGGGAACUCUGCUGGCUGCUGCCGUGGAGCCCAGGCAGCCAACCGCAGCGCCGAGGCAGGGAGGGCGGGGUCGAAGCUCUCUGGAGGAGGUGAUGGAUUUGUUGACGGCGGGGUUCCUGCGGGGCGGGGCGGGCUUCCUCCGAGCCAGCGGAGACAUGUUGAAGGGGACGAGCUCCGUCAGCAAGGACAUCCGCAUCGGAGUCACACAGGCCUGCGUGGUCUUCGUCUCCACCCUGGGAGGCUCGUGGUUGGAGGCGAACCUCCCAGCCUUCCUGUCUCUGCUGAUGGAGCUGGCGUCCCACGGCCGAGCCACGCAAACGCCGGGCGACGCCGUGGUGACCCGCCGCUGCGUGUCCUUCGUCCUGAGGAGCACCCUGGGGUCUCUGCUGGGAGAGAAGGCUCAGACCAACGCCGCCAAACAGCUCUGCCUCGCCGUGGCCUCACAGAGACGAGCCAUCGGUGAGCGGGGGGGGGGAGUUUCGUCUGCAGACGUCUCAGCCAGGCAGCAUGUGUUGGUCUGCUGCCCUGAACUGGGAGGACUCAUUCAGGGACUGGGAUCCACUGCCGCCCCCCUCACUGACAGUAGCACAGCCCUCCUGGACACGGUGAUCUCCGUCCUCCUUCACCCCGCCUCCUCGGCCCGGAUGGCAGCCGCCUGGUGCCUGCGCUGCGUUGCCAUGGCGAUGCCGUCCCAGUGCUCCCUGCUGCUGGACCGCUGCGCCGAGCGGCUGGUGGCGCUGAAGUCCUCACCUGAAGCCGUGGCCGGGUACGGAGCCGCUGUCGCCGCCCUGGUGGCCUCAGUGCAGCACUGCCCCCUGGGAAUACCACACACCAAGGGCAAGGUGGUGCUGGGUCUGGCUGAAGACCUCCUCCGCUCCGCCUCCCAGAACAGUCGCAUCUCCCUGCAGAGGACUCAGGCCGGCUGGCUGCUCGUCUCCUCUCUCAUCACUCUGGGACCUGCCGUAGUGGAGCACCACCUCUCCCGCCUCCUCCUCCUGUGGCGGUGUGUGUUUCCUGCGUCACUGAGGGAGCAGGAGAUGGAGCUACGUCGAGGGGACUACUUCACGUGGCAGGUUACGCUGGAGGGACGAGCAGGGGCGCUCUGUGCGAUGAAGAACCUGCUGCUGCACUGCAGGGAGCUUGUCACUGAUGACAUCAUCAGCCGCCUGCUCACGCCGUUGGCCUGCGCUGUGGCCCUGCUCACCAAGUUGCCUGCUCUCCUCAGGUCGUACAGCAGUUCUGUUCGCAGCUGGUCGCUCGUCUACAGACUGAGAGUCUACGAGCUUCUCGCUCUGCUGCCUCCACACACCUACCAAGAGAGUUUUGGUCUGGUGAUGAACCAGCUGGUGACGGAUCUGUCCGGUCAGGACAACCUGAACCAGCCGUGCUCAGACCUCACCCUGCUGCCCCCCCUCUGUCACCACGACGACCUGCUGCUGGUCGGCCCCGCCCUCCACGACACGGACCACAGAUACAUCGAGGAACAGCUCCACGGCAGCAGUGUGGGGGGGGGCUCUCUGGACAACGACCCCUUCAGUCUGUGUGAGAGGAGUGAUGAAGCUCCCGCUCCUCUUCCUCCCCCCGUCGCUCUGACCGCCGCCGCCGUCCGUCUCUUUGGAGCUCUCUUCCCCCACAUCAUCUCCGCUCAGAGAGUGAAGAUCCUGGAGCAGUUUGUAGAAACCGUGAACCAGCUGAAGGGUCAACGGCAGCAGACCGUCCAGACACACGUCUGUGCUGCCCUCUGCAGUCUGCUCAAGAGCCAGGGCAGCGUUCGGGGCUUCCUGGGGCCAGAGGAGAUCCGUUCCCCGGCACUGUCCCUCCUGUCGGGGGCGCUGGAGAGCGUCAGUCCUCUGCUGCGCUGCCUGGCUGUUGAAGGUCUGGCCCGGCUGGUUCAGGUGGUCGGAGACCCCGGCUUCACCGUCUCCGUCUCCCUGCUCUGCUUCGACAGGCUGAAGACGGCUCGGGACGCAGCGUCUCGCAGUGGCUACGCUCUGGCUCUGGGGGCGCUGUACCGCUACACCGGAGGAAUCAGCUCACCCCAGCACCUGUCCACUUGCCUGGGAGUCCUGUUCACCCUGAGCCAGGACAGCACCUCACCUGAGGUCCAGACCUGGUCCCUCCACAGUCUGUCCCUGGUGGUCGAUCUGUCCGGCGGUCUGUAUCGCACCCACGCCGAGCCGUCCUUCACACUGGUGCUCCGGCUGCUGCUGUCGGCUCCGCCCACCCACCCCGAGGUUCACUACAGCCUGGGACGCUGCCUGCACGCCCUCAUCACCUGCCUGGGCCCCGACCUGCAGGGUGAUGGCGCGGCGGUGUCCGGUCUGCGCUCCAGCUGCCUGGUGGGAUGUGGAGUGAUGCAGGCCAGUCCCGACUGUCUGGUCCAGGCCAGAGCCAUUUCCUGUCUGCAGCAGUUGCACAUGUUCUCACCUCCGCACGUCAACCUGGCCAACCUCGUACCUGCCCUCUGUGAGAUCUUGUUGGAUUAUUCCAUGUUGGCCAACCUGUGCAGCUCGUACCUGUGUCUCCGUCGGGCCGUGGUGGCGUGUCUGCGGCAGCUCGUCCAGCGGGAGGCGCUGGAGGUCUCUGAGCACGCAGUGACUCUGGUCAAAGAGCUGCCGAGACGAGACAACACACAACUCGACGUCACUAUAAAGGAAGUGGGUCUGGAAGGAGCUCUGUUCACUCUGCUGGACCGGGAGUCAGAUCCAGGUCUGAGGAGGGACAUCCAGGAGACUCUGGUCCACAUGAUGACGUCCAGCGCCACCAGUGGGAAACUGGGACACUGGCUCAAACUCUGCAAAGACGUCCUGUCUGCAACCACCGACUGUCGGGCUCCAGUGGAGGCGAGUCAGGAUGAAGAGGAGGCGGACUCCAGCAGAGACGAUGACUCCUCUGCUUUCAGAGCCCGGCCCGAGUCCGGCGGCCCGUUCACGGCCCUGCGUUGGGCCACGCGCCGCUUCGCCAUGGAGUGUGUGUGUCGCAUCAUCGCGCAGUGUGAAACCGCCGACCCGGCUCACUUCGACAUGACUCUGGCUCAGGAGCGACGCCUGCACGAGUCCACCGACUUCCUCGUUCUUCAUCUUGGUGACCUGGUCCGAAUGGCGUUCAUGGCGGCUACAGAUCACAGUGACCAGCUGAGGCUGGCGGGUCUUCAGACCCUGCUGGUCAUCAUCAGGCGCUUCUCAGCCAUCCCCGAACCGGAGUUCCCCGGUCACGUGAUCCUGGAGCAGUACCAGGCAAAUGUUGGAGCUGCUCUCAGACCAGCCUUCACUGCUGACGCUCCUCCUGAUGUCACUGCGAAGGCCUGCCAGGUCUGCAGCGCCUGGAUUGCCAGCGGUGUCGUCAGUGACCUCCGUGACCUCCGACGUGUCCAUCAGCUCCUGGCCUCCUCAUUGGCUAAAGUCCAGGUCGGGAGUGACACGUCCAGCCAGCUGUACAACGAGGCCACAGCUACCAUGGAAACACUGGCCGUCCUCAAGGCCUGGGCCGAGGUUUACAUCGUGGCCGUUCAGAGGAGCAGACAGAAGGAGAGCCCUGGGAGGACGGCCGACCUGUCAGUCUCCUCUCUGGCCAAUGACAGCUCGAGCUCUGAGUCAGGAGGGGCGGGCCUCCUGAAGUUGGUCCAAUCAGAUUUGUCGACGCUGAGUCGUCUGUGGUUGGCGGCGCUGCAGGACUACGCCCUGCUGACUCUGCCACAGGAGUACGCACCACAGCUACCUGCGACAGGAGGCUCCUUCUACACAGCAGAGACCGUGAACCAGGCCAGAGCUCACUACUCCUCCUCCUGGGCUCCCGUCCUCCACGCCACCUCCCUCUGGCUGCACAGCACAGGUUUUGUGAUGUCAGACGACACACCUGCCAACCUGUCCAGACCGGCCACGCCCACCUCCAUGGGACAGACUGACUCAGUGGGCGGAGCCAAGAGUCCGGAGGACGUCAACGCCGACAGACUGCACCUCAUACUGGGGAUCAGCGUGGAGUUCCUGUGUUCUCUGCACUCCCACGACCAGAUGGAGAACAUCACGUCGUGUCUGCGAGCGCUGCGGGCGCUGCUCGACGUCUCCUGGCCCCGAGCCAAGAUCGGAAACGACCAGGCUCUGAGUGUGGAGCUGCUCAGCGUCCUCCACAGACUCAUGGUGACCAGAGAGUCGGCGUCCGUUCAGCUCGCCGUGUUGGAUCUGCUGCGACAGAUUGUGGCGGCUGCUCAGGAGCACGUGAGGGAGAAACGCCACAGCGCCGAGGUGGAUGACGGCGCGGCGGAGAAGGAGACGCUGCCAGAGUUCGGGGAGGGACGGGACACCGGCGGUUUGAUUCCUGGACGCUCGCUGGUGUUCGGAGCGCUGGAGCUCUGCCUCUGUGUACUGGUCCGGAAACUCCCACAGCUCAGCCCCAAACUGGCCGGAACCAGUCCAACUGGUCCUGGAGGUUCAGUGUGGAGUCUGACGGACAGCGACUGUCGGCUGGUGGCGUCGGCUCUGUGUGUCCUGUCUGAGCUGCCGUCCGUCUGCUCCCCCGAAGGCAGCGUGUCCAUCCUCCCCACUGUCCUCUACCUGCUGCUGGGAGUCCUCAGAGAGCUGGUCCACCUGCCCGUCACACACACAGGUGUCCCAGCCGCAGGCUCAGGGGGCGGGGCUUGUCUGGGUGUGGUGGUCCAGGCGGCUCUUCAGGCUCUGAAGUCCGUCCUGACGUCUCCGAUGAGUCGACAAGAGAAGAGUCGAGGAGCCUGGAACCUGCUGCUGAGAUCAGCUCUGAACACACUGCUGGGGCUCUGGGACACUGGGGACUCUGGCUGUGUUGUGGACCAGAUCAGCCUCCUCACAGCUCUGACCGUCUUCCUGCUGUCUGCUGGUCCUGACGUCUGUACGCUAGAGCCUCUGCACGCGCUCUGUGUGCAGCGCUUCACCACCAGUAUGGACGCCAAAGACUCGAUGGUUGUGAGUCGCUGUUAUCAGCUGAUGACGUCGGUGUUUCAGGCUCAGCCCGCCGUAGCCGUCCCGUACAUCCAGGCCCUCGGCCCGCCGCUGGUUCGAUUCCUCCAGAGGGCAGAGAGGAGUCGACCUCAGAGUCCAGAGGAGCUGCUGGGAGUCCUGGAGGGGGUCCGAGCCCUGGAGGCUCUGGUCCAGGCUGCUGACGAGUCCCAGCGCCCUCAGCUGGCAGCCAUCUUGCUUCCUCUGCUCAUCUCCUUCCUCCUGGAUGAAAACGCCCUCGGCUCGGCCCCUGCAGCGUCCCGGUCUCUCCAUGAGGCGGCGCUCAAGGACCUGAUGCGUCUCGGCCCCCAGCACUCGGCCGUCUUCAGGUCUCUCAUUGCGUCGUCUCCUCACCUCAAGUCUCGUCUGGAAGCCGCCGUCAAGGGAAACCAGGAGAGCCUGAAUGCUAAAGCUAGUGGCGCUAACCCUGCCACCCGCAGCGCCGCCAAGUCCUCCCCCAGCAUCACACUCAAAACCAACUUCCUGUGAGAUGAGCCGACCGCAGAUCAGCAGCACCGAGGUCGAUCUCCUGGAGCCCGUGCUGCGUUCACUGUCCCCCGGGACAAAUGCUACUGCAUGAAGUCAAUUGGGCGUAUCGCUAACCUGCAGGAAAAACAACUGUUAUGACAUCAUUUCCUCUUUCACUAAAGAGAAGAGGAUCUUCUGUUGUUCAGGGCGACGAUCAUAAACUUCCAAACACUCCACGCUGCACGUCACUAAAUCACACAUCAUAUCAUUGAGGCGUAAUGAUUUCACAUAUCACGUCUGCGUGUCCUUGAACGCAGCUUCAUCCUCCACCUGAAACAGUUGGUUCAUCUUUUGGCAAAAGAAUUUUUUCUGAAUCUGAAACGCUGCUGUUUCUGACGUCAAGAACGAACCUUCAGCUUAAUCAAUAACAAUUAUAACAACUGAUUAAUCCAUCAAAGUUAUUGAUCAGAUAUACAACGUGAUGUUCUGCAGCUUCAGCUUCUCCAGUCUGACAGGAUUUACAGACUGAAUUUCUGUGUGACUCAGCUGUUGUUCAGACAGAGGAUAAAUGUUGCGUUCAGGGGCCACAGCUUACAAUUAAAAUCAUCAGUUCAGAGUCUGCCUGUGUCUGAACAACAGUCCAGAGACCAGAGAGUUCAGUUAACGUGAAGACAGGAAACCAGACCACGUCACGUUAGAGAAGCUGGAACCAGAAAACUCUGCUUCAGUUUUUACAUCAUCAGUUCUUCUGUUGCUCAGUGUAAGGAAGGAUGUUUACCUGCAGCAGGUAAUAGGAAACUGUUUUAACUUUAGGUCUUAUUUCAUAUCAGACAUGACGAGUAUGAGGAACCUGAUCCUGAUCCUGAUCCUGAUCCUGAUCCUGAUCAGUUCAGAAAGCUGUAAAUCUUAAAUCGUAAGUUCUUCCACAGGAGAUGACGAUGACGAGUUUCGUUUUUUUAGGAUGAAAAUCAUCAGUUUUAAUGAUCUUAUCACCUAUUUUUUAUGUUUUAUUUUAACGUGUUAUUCUGUUCUAGUUCUUCUGAGAAUCCAGAGAAUGUGAAGAACUUCGAUUUAUCAGCUCAACUCACUGACAGAUCAAAGUUUUCAGCUCCGUCACACUGAGACCAGAUCAAUGAUUUUAACAAACAGGAAGGAACGUGGCGUUUGUUUUACUAAACAGGGAAGUUUGAAUGUUUGAAAGAUGAACUUGAGUUUUAUUUUUCCAGAAGUGGAUGUGUCGUGUUUUGGAAACAUGAUACAUGACAAAGUUUAAAGCUCCAUAUUUUCUUCUUCUGUGUUUUAUUUGAAGUGUUGAUCCAU
Seriola dumerili (greater amberjack) is the source of this 7549-nucleotide messenger RNA. RefSeq names its product HEAT repeat containing 5A (gene heatr5a). Gene Ontology annotation, cellular component: Golgi apparatus; membrane; endocytic vesicle. Gene Ontology annotation, biological process: endocytosis; intracellular protein localization; retrograde transport, endosome to Golgi. Lineage: Eukaryota; Metazoa; Chordata; Actinopteri; Carangiformes; Carangidae. The record is from RefSeq and is a predicted model, not a curated record.